AUGAGUACAGUUCAAAGAGAUCCUUUUUUCGAUGACAAUGACACUACUGCGAUCGAGCAAGCUCCACCGGUUCCAGCCGCCCGAAGGAGUCUAUCGAAUGAAGGUCAACCAACGGAAACAAUCGAAGAUCCAGUGGAAAUUCCUCGUCCGCAAUCACCAGCUCCACCAGUGGAGCAACCGGUACCUAAACAACUAGAAUCAAUCAGUGAAGAAGUCUUAGAAACUAAAUCACCAUCGCGUCAUUCGUCAUUGUCAUCCUCGUCCUCAUCAACAUCAUUAUCGAUUCCGUUCGAACCCGAUGAAGAAAGUGAAGAAAAAGAAACGAAAACGGUUCCACCAGUUCGUUCAACUGCAGAUAUCGAUACUCAAACUGAUCAAGUUACAGUUCAAAACGAAUCCGUACAAACAGAAACACUUCCAGACGAAACCCUCGCUUCAAUCAAAACUCGCAAAGUUGCGAUUCUUCCUGAAUCAGAAGACCUUGAUAUACCUUUGGCUAAAGUUCUAUUUGAUCAGCCAAUUUCAUCAGCUUUACCAAUCAUCAGUUUUUGCCAUCCAUUCUCUAUGACGAGUCAUGCCACUGACGUUAUCCUAGCUAUGCCACGACAUUUAAUGAUCAUACAUAAUCAAAAUUCGAUUAGUGUUCAUCCAUGGCAACAACCAUUCGAUUCAACAUCGACAAUUCUCGAAGUAUUCUGGUGUCCAUUUCUGUACAAACUACUCGUUACAACCGUCGAAGAAAAUACUUUAUACAUUUAUGACUUCAUCUCGAUUAUCGAUACAAUUCGACUUCGUGGUUAUCCAUUAUCAAUUAAACAUCAAAGUUAUACUUCUCAACGCACAAAUUCUACGUAUUUAUUACCACCAUCACUACGUCACGAACCACUACCUGGUGUAUGGUCGAAAACGCGGUUUACCAAAUCGAAUUCCUUAGGAAUUUACUAUUGUUAUAUUAGUGAACGACAUUAUUCGUGUAUGUUGACUCGUAUCGACCAUAACACUAGACAACAUGUCAAAGCGAUUGACUGUUCAGGUGGAAGUUUAAAUAAUCACGCACGUGUUUGUGCUAUGGGUCUAUCAGAAGAUCGUGUCGCAGUUGUCUUAACUAAUCUUAUAAUGACAAUAUAUCAUGCAGAAACAUUAUUAGGUUUAAGACAAAUCAAUCUCUCGCGAUGGAGUGUCUAUAGUGUUCAAGGUGUUAGUGCAGUGGUCUAUUUAUGGAAAACGUGGCUUGUAUUUGAUCCGAUUGAAAAGAAAGUUGUUGGUAUCGCGAAACGUAAACGACAAUUUGCGCGAAUGUUACCUGAACCACCGACGAAUGCUUGUAUAAUGGAUAAUGGCACAUUGGCGUUGUGGUUGGGUUAUCCAGGUGCGCUUGUUUAUCAUCGUAUCGUCGAAUAA
Molecule: messenger RNA, 1401 nt
Organism: Adineta ricciae
Lineage: Eukaryota; Metazoa; Rotifera; Eurotatoria; Adinetida; Adinetidae
Source: the annotation of a GenBank genome assembly